UGGCGAUAUCGGCGUGGACCAGCCGAGGGCCGCUGGCCGCAGAGGGCUGCUGCUCACGGCUUCAAUUGUGACCUGCAGAGUGAGGGCGGCGGGUGUGUCAGUCUCCCUCUAGUGCCUCCAACACCUGACAGUGCCACUCUUAGUGCCCCUCCAACACUCCUGCAGAGAGUGCGUGUGCCACUCUUAAGUGUGGCUCCCCUCUUAACACACCUCGGGAUUAUUCACUAUACUCCUUCACCAUGAAGAAACAAAUUAUGUUCAAGCACUCGUUACCUCAGUCUCCCUGCAGGGACCACAAGUUAAGAGACGUGAGAAUAUUUGGCUUGCAAAAACAUGAAGAGUCAACUACAGCACUGAAUUCAUACCCAUACUCAAGUUACAAACACACAGACUUGCAAGACUGCAAACGUGCAAAAGGAUAUAGGCACUCAACAUUGGGAGAAUACACACACACAAACCUAGAAGACCAUAGUCGAAGAAACUUUGAAGAAAACGAAGUCAUCACUCGGGAGGGACUAAGACAAGCCGGGUUGGAAGACUACAUAAGCUCAGCAUCUAAAGACCGUACACCAUUGGGGCUGGAGAACAACUUCGGUCAGACAGGUGCCGAAGACCUGGAAGUUGUGGAAACCCUCCUUUCAUUCUCACAACAUGAAAUGAGAUGGAACGGUUCAGUGUGUGGGAGCGGCGUGCUGGAUCUGCCCCCCUCGCCGCCAUCCUCACACGGAGGCAUCUCCCCUCGCCAUCCCCUCGAGUAUGACGUGGAGGAGUCUUGUGAUCCACCUGUAUUUACCAGGAAAAGAAUUUUGAAAGAGCCAGAAUUUGCCAAGAUGUUCAUGAAUGAGACCCCGCCUCACACACCGUGUACGCCACCCCGCUCCCCCAGUCCUGCACUGUGUAGCUUCACCUCGAGAGCAUCCACGCCUGGGUUGGUGUCCGGGGUCCCCGUCUCCGUCAUCGUCAAAGCAGAUAGAUGGCAGCUACAGGAACCAAGAUGUGAAAGAACCCGUACAUUGGCAGAACGUAAAAUGUACGAUAACUGUGAUUUUGAAUACAAGGAGGAGGAAGAGGAAAAAUGGGGUUUUGAGGAUGAAAGCCAAUCAUUGUCAGUGACUCCAACUUACAGCAGCAACAGUGGCCAACUUUGUCCUCCUCCUCGCAGUGUUAACACGGCUCAGGAACAAAUCUUUGUGCACAACAAAGACACAGAUCGUGGAGUUAAAGGGGCAGCAUCUGCCAGCGACAAUAAGCGCUACAUAGUACCUGUUCAACAACCUCCUCAUGAAGCCACAAAUAAAAAUGCCUCGGUCUCUAGAGCACCGAGCAUUAGCAAUAAGCUUGUGGCAAUUGCACCAAAGAUGCCGUCUGUGAUUCCAGUAAGCACUGGUAGCAAAGUAUUUCUGGCACAUAUUAAUGGGUCUCCUGCUGUAAUCCCUACCACAGGUGCUGGUAUUACUCACUUAAUUGUAACCACUCCGGGAACUAAUGGGGGUGCUGCUGUCUCCCAGGUUCUGUCACCGAUCCUAGUAUCGACAGCGGCAUCACAAACUCCACAGGAAGACAGAAAAAGAGCAUUUAAGUGUAUAUUUAAAGGCUGUGAUAAAACGUACUACAAAUCGUCUCAUCUCAAAUCCCAUAUGAGGUCCCACACAGGGGAAAAACCUUAUCAAUGCUCAUGGGAAGGCUGUGAAAGACGCUUUGCCAGAUCAGAUGAAUUAUCCCGUCAUAAGAGAACACAUACAGGGGAGAAAAAGUUUGAAUGUACUUCGUGCAACACAAAGUUCAUGCGCUCUGAUCACUUGGCUAAACACAUGAAGAGACACACUCGCCGACGGAUUGGGGUUCCCGUGGCUCCAAAAGUAUCAACCUUGGCACCUGCUAUCAGCUUCAUAGCAGUGCCAAGUCAACCCCAGUGACCUGAUCUCAUCUCAAUCACAUAAAAAAUAAUGUCAUUUAAAUUGUGCUAUGCUUGUGAGGAUAUUCAAGCAGCAAAGUAUAUAAGACCUGUACAGUAACUGGAUAUUACUAUUGACUAACAAAAAACAAAUAUAUAUGUUUUCUUUAUGAUGUAUGUUUUGUAAUAGCCAUCAAAUUCUGUGGUUUAAAUUGGGCUUGAAGGUCAAAUGAAUGCUUUAAUUGAUGAUAAAUAUUUAGUAUUAAAAGUGAAAUAUAAUUUCAUUACCGUAUUCAUGAGAUUUUGUUGAAUUAUAAAGUUACAGUGGAGAAGGUCUGACACACUGCUGUUAAAUUUAUAAUAGUUGAGGUACAUGACUGAGCAGGUGACUUUUCUAUACAAUUCCAGUGUGGAUGAUGAUGCUUGUAUCAUGCAAUUUAUAUAUUUAUAAAUGCAUGCCAAUCAAGUGAAAGAUUACCUUAUUUACACAAAAGAAAUGUGGUUUGUAUUUUUUGUAUGAAAUGUGAAGUGUAGGUGUAAAACAUGUUUAGGUCAAGAUUUUGCUGCUAUUUACAACUUUUCGGUUUAAAAUGGCCUCGUCACAUUCAAACUUUUCAGUCCAUGUCUAUUGUGCUCUUCUAAAGCGUACCAAAUUUAUUGUGAUAAUAUAUAUUUAUUUCAUGUUUACUGUUAUACAUGUGAUUGAAAUCACAUCCAAAGAUGUAAUAUUUUAUAUUCUUUAUAAUACAAAACCCUUAUGGGAUGAAAAUAAAAUUGAAUUAUAUUAA
This is a messenger RNA of Procambarus clarkii (red swamp crayfish), 2682 nucleotides long. RefSeq lists its product as uncharacterized. The record is from RefSeq and is a predicted model, not a curated record. Gene Ontology annotation, biological process: regulation of transcription by RNA polymerase II. Gene Ontology annotation, molecular function: DNA-binding transcription factor activity, RNA polymerase II-specific; RNA polymerase II cis-regulatory region sequence-specific DNA binding. NCBI's taxonomy places the organism in Eukaryota, Metazoa, Arthropoda, Malacostraca, Decapoda, Cambaridae.